AUGUCAAGACCUACGAGAGAACGCAAACCCGCUCCUGUCUUUGGGAGCUACGUCUCAUCCGAUCGAAUGUACGGAUCAGAUGAUGAAGGGGAGGAUGAGAUCAACGCUGAUGGUGAUGAUGAUGAUGAUGUGGAAGGUGAUGAUGAGUAUGGUGUAGAGGUGGAGGAAGCAGAAUCGGAAGUUGAAGAAGUCGAUAGUGAGAAGGAAGAGGAAGGCAGUGAAUAUGAGGAAGAGGAAGAAGAGAAAACUAGUAAAAAAUCAAGAAAAUCUUCUACUUCAGCAAAAGAUACCCAAAGAAAAUCUACUGCCACUAAAGAAAACAAAUCCGAUUCAAAAGCAAAACCUAAACCGAGAAGCAAACCUGCUUCAUCUACCGCUGCCACCAACAAGGGCAAGAAAGGUAAAGAUGAUAAAGAAGUACAGAAGGAAGUCAAAAAGAUUGAACUCAAAUCAGGUCCAAUCAAGAAAAAAUCGAAGAAGAUCGUCGAGUCUGAUAUUGAGACUGAAGUCCCGUCGGAUCAUGAACAAGAGAUAGAAGACCAUGAGGAACAUGAUGAAGGUGAAGGUUCGGAUGGAGAUGAGGGAGAUGCGAAGAAAUUGGUAAAGAAGGAACAACCGAAGAAGAUGGCGACCACCGGAAUUGUUCGAAAGCGAGUUGGGAAAAUUGAAUCCCCUGGAGCAUCGGAUGAAGAAGCUGUAUCCAAGGCAGAAGACGACAUAAACGAUGAGGGGAUCGCUACUGAUACCGACGAACCUCGCAUGACAUCGAAGAAGAGUUCGUCAACAACCACCAAGGCUGCUUCCACCAAAAAAGUCAAACCUCCAAUUCCUCUUCUAAAACCAGCCGUUACCAUGAAAUCGACGAAUACCAAAUUACCCGCUCCUAAAGUGCCCAAAAACAAGAUUCACCUUGCUCCGUCUUCAGGCUCCUCGGUUACUUCUGGCGUCAAGCCAACUGCAAAAGCCUCCACUGCUGCAAAGAAAGGUAAUGGUAAAUUCACUCCACUCUUGCCGAAGAGUUUCAGCAUUGCACCAUCCUCAGCAUCAUCGUCCUUCACCACUCCAUCUGCCAUCGUGGCCAAAAAGGCUCAAAAUGCGUCCACGAAGAAGAUCAAGGAGGGUAAAGAAGAAAAGUCGGAUGACAAGGAAGAGAAAACUGUCAAGAAAUCUACAAAAGGUAAAGUAGAGAAGGUAAACAUCAAGGAGGAUAAGGCUUCUGUUAAAGCAACCAUUAAACCUAAAGUAGAAGUGAAGAAAGGAAAACCUCAAGGUAACAGUACAAAGAAGGAAGGACCAGCAGAGGAUGCGGAGGAUGAAAUGGUCAGUGGCGACGAGGAGACCGAAAGAUUGUCUCUCGAUCCUGGCUCAUCUGACGAGGCUGGGGAAUCCGGGAGUAUCGCACAAAACAUAUCGGAUCUGGAGUCCUCAAAAGUUGAAAGGCGAGCAGGAAACAGCUCAAGUGGUAGAAGAGAUGAAGCUGAUCAAGCCGAGACUCCCGAGAAAAAGUCGAAGUCUAACUCUUCGAAGGGUCAAGGUAAAGCUGCUGCUCAAGAGGAAGCCUCCGACAAGAAUAUAAAGAGAAAGAUCAGUGAAACCCAAUUACCCGAAGAAGAUGAGUCAGGCGAAGACGAGAAAAAAGAUAGCGGAGAAGCUUUCGGAUCAAAGGUCGAGGAGGAUGCUUCUGGAGAUGAUCAAGAGAGGGCCUCGCAACAUGGAGGAUCAGAAGCCGGUUCUUCACAACUAUCUGCCAGCUCAAAGCGAAAAGGCUCUGGCGGGAAGAAGGUCGUUAAAGCUGGCUAUGCAGCUCCGAGAAGAUCUGACGAGCUCAAGAAGAAAAGCUCAUCUAAGGAAAAGGAUGUCCCAAAGCAGGCAGAAGACGACGCUGAGAUGGAUGUUGAUGAAGACCAACCAUUCUCGCCUGCAAAAGAGGAGAGUAGCAACAUUCAGCUCGUGGCUUAUCCAACUCCCGUCACUCCACCCAAACGAAAGGAAGUCUCAUCACCUUCUACCCCAUGCCCCUCGCCCAAAAGAACACCUUCGGCUACUAAGAUUCCCUCAUCUGUCAGAGGGUCAAUUAUCUCUUAUCUUCUGGACUCAAAAUUUACCAAAACUCUGGCUUUCACAUCGAUCGAGACGCCCACAUACAAUUCUACGAAGUUGGCAAGACAUUGGAGAGAGGUACUGGCUCCUGAGCUCCAGAAGCAUUUUGAAGGUAAAUCACCGAAGAAAGGAAAAGCGUCGAUCGACAAGGGUUUGAGAAUCAAGAUCUGGGAAUUGGUGACUAAGAAUUACGAAAAAGUAGACUGGAAAUCCAUCGAAGAAGAGAAUCAAGAGUUUACUACUACCAAACUGAAGAGACAUUUCAGAGAAGCUAUGGUCAAAGAGGGUAAGAAGUAUAUCGAGAGCUGUUAA
This is a messenger RNA of Kwoniella mangroviensis CBS 8507, 2412 nucleotides long. RefSeq lists its product as uncharacterized. Lineage: Eukaryota; Fungi; Basidiomycota; Tremellomycetes; Tremellales; Cryptococcaceae. The coding region runs from base 1 to 2412 and encodes 803 amino acids. The transcript has 10 exons. The record is from RefSeq and is a predicted model, not a curated record.